GUCCGUGGGCUUUGCCUUCCGUCGCAUCACUUCCGUCGCUUAGCGGCUGGUUGCUGUGUCAUGGCGCAGGACGGUGCAGUAGGUGACGGUUGUUACCGGCUGCGCUGUUCCAUCCCUGGACACGAACAGGAUGUCAGGGGGCUCGUACGUUGCCCGAUACCUUCGGGAGAUGGGUUCGUGUCGGUGUCACGUGACAGGAGCGCGCGCCUCUGGGCACCGGACAGCCCUCACAGGGGUUUCAACGAAAUACACCGCAUGAGUGGACACACCAACUUUGUCUCCUGUGUGUGCAUCAUACCUCCGAGUGAAAUCUACCCACGGGGAUUGAUCGCUACAGGGGGGAACGAUCACAACAUCUGUGUAUUUAGUCUGGAUAGUGUGAAUCCUCUCUAUGUGUUGAAAGGCCACAAGAACACAGUUUGUAGUCUUUCUUCCGGAAAGUUUGGCACAUUGCUGAGUGGAUCGUGGGACACGACUGGAAAGGUCUGGCUCAAUGAGAAGUGCAUGAUGACCUUACAGGGUCAUACCGCUGCUGUCUGGGCAGUGAAGAUUUUACCAGAGCAGGGUCUGAUGUUGACCGGAUCAGCUGACAAAUCUAUUAAGCUGUGGAAAGCAGGGAGGUGUGAAAAUACAUUCCUUGGGCAUGAAGACUGUGUCAGAGGACUGGCCAUUCUAAGCGACACUGAGUUCCUUUCCUGUGCCAACGAUGCCACCAUUAGACGAUGGUUAAUCUCCGGGGAGUGCCUACAAGUCUAUUAUGGUCAUACGAAUUACAUAUAUAGCAUAUGUAUCUUUCCAAAUUCACAAGAUUUUGUGACUACAGGAGAAGACAGAUCAGUUCGGAUCUGGAGGAAAGGAGAGUGUUUUCAGACAAUCCGUCUCCCUGCCCAGUCAGUGUGGUGCUGCUGCAUCCUGGAUAAUGGAGACGUUGUUAUCGGGGCAAGUGACGGCAUAAUCCGAGUAUUUACAGAGUCCCUAGACCGCACAGCCAGCCCAGAGGAAAUACAAGUGUUUGAAGAUGAACUCUCCCAAGCCACAAUUGAUCCUAAAACAGGAGAUCUUGGUGACAUUAAGAUAGAGGAGCUUCCUGGAAAAGAACAUCUGACUGAACCUGGUACUAAAGAUGGACAGACUCGGCUCAUUAAUGUAGAUGGCAAAGUUGAGGCCUACCAGUGGAGCAUUAGUGAAGGACGCUGGAUGAAAAUUGGGGAUGUAGUCGGAUCAUCAGGUGCAACACAGCAAACCUCUGGGAGAGUCCUGUUUGAAGGAAAGGAAUAUGACUACGUAUUCACAAUUGAUGUGAAUGAAAGUGGACCUUCUUAUAAGCUGCCAUAUAAUGUAACAGAAGACCCCUGGCUCGUUGCAUACAAUUUCCUGCAGAAGAAUGAUUUGAAUCCCAUGUUCUUAGAUCAAGUAGCAAAAUUUAUCAUUGACAACUCCAGUGGACAAACAAUAGCAUCUCCGCAAACUGGCUUUGCUGAUCCGUUCACAGGUGGAGGUCGUUACAUCCCAGGAAGCUCACCCGGUCCGGUUUCUGGAGCUGACCCGUUUACAGGUGGUAGCCGCUAUGUACCUGGCUCAGGGAUGCAGUCUGCUCGUUCAGCUGGAGCAUCGGAUCCAUUUACAGGACAGAACGCCUAUCGAUCAUUAGCUGCUCAGACUCCAAAUAUUUACUUCCCAAAGAAAGACCCUCUCACUUUUGAUCAAGCAAACCCAUCUCAAAUUUCAGGUAAACUGAAAGAACUAAACCACUCUGCUCCUGAGCAACAUAAGAUGUCUGAAGAAGAUUUAAUGCGACUUGAAAAACUCCUAUCUGUGGUGAUUAAUCCAUCAGGAGAAGUAGCCACAGCGCAACAACUAGACACUUUGUGGAGAGCCGUUAAUUGGCCAGAAGAUAUUGUAUUUCCAGCCUUAGAUGUUCUUCGUUUGUCCAUGAAGAAUCGCACUGUGAAUGAAAUGUUCUGCAGUGAAAAAGAAGGCAGUCAGUUUAGCAACUACCUCUUCAAGUUCAUGCAUCCCGGCGGCAGACAAGCCAACCAGCUUCUAGCCCUGCGGACAUUAUGUAACAGUUUCUCCUACGAUCCGGGAACGCGACUAAUGAUAUCCCAUAGAGACACCGUAAUCACUAAAGCGAUAGAACUGAAAGCAGUAAACAAUAAGAAUAUCCACACUGCUCUAGCCACGUUGUUGCUUAACUACGCCAUAUGUUUACAUAAAAUUAACGACUUGGAGGGAAAGGCCCAAUGUUUAUCAGCCAUCAGUACGGUUAUGGAAGUUGUGGAAGACCCUGAAGCGGCUUUCCGUCUGCUGGUGGCUCUUGGUACACUGAUCAGCGAUGAUGAAAAUGCUGUACAGUUAGCAAAGUCCCUUGGCGUCAAUUCGCAGAUCAAGAAAUACAUGUCUGUCGCGGAACCAGCCAAAGUUAAUGAGUGCUGCAGGCUCCUUUUAAAUAUAGUGUAAAUCAUUUUUUUUUCUACUGCUAAAGGGGGGGAAAAAAACCCUAUUCCUGAGACACAUAGUGUUUUCUUACUACACUGUACAAUAAAUACAUUGAAGCUAAUGCUGUGGAAUGAAUGCUGACAUAAUGAACAUUUGUCUUGUCUUAAAGUUUAAAUUGGCCGCAAAUAAAUUUUUUUGCACUGA
Spea bombifrons (plains spadefoot toad) is the source of this 2643-nucleotide messenger RNA. It is a transcript of the gene PLAA, whose product is annotated as phospholipase A2 activating protein. The coding region runs from base 61 to 2460 and encodes 799 amino acids. Gene Ontology annotation, biological process: proteasome-mediated ubiquitin-dependent protein catabolic process; ubiquitin recycling. The transcript has 14 exons. Lineage: Eukaryota; Metazoa; Chordata; Amphibia; Anura; Pelobatidae. Gene Ontology annotation, molecular function: ubiquitin binding. The record is from RefSeq and is a predicted model, not a curated record. Gene Ontology annotation, cellular component: cytoplasm; nucleus.